ACCGACUUUUGCAACUCUCUCUCUCUCACACUCUCACCACCUUCCCUGCUUUUUAGUUCCAACCCUGUUUUCUGUAACAAUAAGAACUCUCCUCUUCUGCCCAUCUCUCUCCCUCUGACCUUUCCUUUUCCUCUCUCUCUUGCUCGCCGCCAUUACCAAAGCCUACGCUUUUCUUGUUUUUUUUGUCUUUGUCUGCUGCCCAUAGCGGCAGAUAGUUACAUAUAUGUGGAGGAAUGCUAACCCUUAAAGAAAAUAUCUUGUAAGAGUUCUUUUUUCAUAAUAUAUAAUAAGAAAACCAAAGAAACAAGCCCGUAUAUUUUUAUUCUUGCCUUAUUCGACUCUUGAAAUUACACACAAGCCAAGUCUAUGCCUAGUUUCUGUUACUGCCCUAUUUAAUGCUUUUUCUCUACCUCUAUUCCUCACUUUUGCCCCUUUGUAUUCCUUCCGGUCGACUGGCAGAGAUAUUGCCUAAAACCAAGACAAGGCAACAAUGGCGGAUAAAGACCCAGAUUUCCCUUCUCAGAAACUCCCCUGUGCCUUUCAGGUUCUUGAAGAGCUAAAAGAGCUAUGGGGGAUGGCUUUGCCAAUAACAGCAGCUCAUUUAAUGGCCUUUUUUAGAGCAGUGGUCUCAGUCAUGUUCUUGGGCAGGCUAGGCAGUCUAGAGCUAGCCGGUGGUGCACUGUCCAUUGGGUUCACCAACAUCACUGGCUACUCAGUUCUCGUGGGCUUAGCCUCUGGACUCGAGCCAGUGUGCAGCCAAGCUUAUGGCAGCAAGAACUGGGACCUAUUAUGCCUCUCUCUCCAACGCAUGAUCUUAAUCCUCUUCAUAGCAAUCAUACCCAUAAGCCUCUUAUGGCUCAAUCUUGAAUCCAUCAUGAACUUCAUGGGCCAAGAUCCAAACAUCACAGCAAUGGCAGCAACCUACUGUAUUUAUUCUCUCCCUGAUCUUUUAACAAACACUUUGCUGCAACCGCUGAGGGUUUUCCUAAGAUCACAGAGGGUGACAAAACCCAUAAUGUACUGCUCGCUUCUGGCUGUUAUAUUCCACGUGCCACUGAACUACAUGCUUGUGGUGGUGAUGGGGCUAGGUGUCCCUGGGGUGGCAAUGGCAUCGGUGGUGACUAACAUGAACAUGGUGGCUUUGAUGGUGGGAUAUGUGUGGUGGGUAAGUGGACGAUGGGAGAUGAGAUGGACAGGUAGGAUUGCAGGGGUGUGUGGUGGGUUGGGUCCAUUGUUGAAGUUGGCAGUGCCUAGUUGUUUAGGUAUCUGCUUGGAGUGGUGGUGGUAUGAGAUAGUGAUUGUAAUGGCAGGGUACUUGCCUAAUCCCACUCUGGCUGUGGCCGCCACUGGGAUACUCAUCCAGACCACUAGCAUGAUGUACACUGUCCCUAUGGCCCUUGCUGGUUGUGUCUCUGCUCGGGUGGGGAAUGAGCUCGGAGCUGGUAAGCCAUACAAAGCCAAGUUGGCUGCCAUGGUUGCAUUAGGGUGUGCCUUUGUGAUUGGUAUCAUCAAUGUCACUUGGACAGUCAUCCUAAGAGAGAGAUGGGCUGGUUUGUUCACUAAAGAUAGUCUUGUUAAAGGUCUAGUAGCAUCAGUUUUGCCCAUAAUUGGCCUUUGUGAGCUUGGCAACUGUCCUCAAACAACUGGCUGUGGUAUCCUACGUGGCACAGCACGACCCGCGAUUGGGGCCCGUAUCAAUCUGGGCUCAUUUUACUUUGUGGGUACCCCGGUUGCAGUGGGCCUAGCCUUUGGGCUUAAUAUUGGGUUUUCUGGGCUGUGGAUUGGGCUGCUUUCAGCUCAAGUGGCUUGUGCUGUGUCUAUUCUCUAUGUUGUGUUGGUCCGCACGGAUUGGGAACACGAGGCAUUGAAGUCUAGGAAGCUGACCAGCUUGGAAAUGAGUCCAAGCAAUGGUGUUACAGGUAACGAACAUGAAGAAGAACAACAUGAUGAUGAUGAUAAUGAUGAUGAUGAUGAUGAUGAUGAUGAUGAUGAAUGUAGAAGGUUGUUUGUUAAUGGAAAUGGUAACACUGCCUAGGGAAGAGAUGGAGUUUGAGGAGAAUGUGCGAGAGAGAAGGUGGUGAGCUUUAUGGGAUUGUUUUUUGUCGUUUAACUACUUUUUGUGGAGGAUCCGACUCAUGCUGAGAAUUUUUGUGUGUCCUCUUUCUUUUUUAUCUUUAUUAGGGUUUUGUUGUGAUGGGGUUGUCAUGGAGAACCUUAUACAUCGUUGCGGUUGUCAUGAAGCUGUUUGUGGCCAGAGAAUGUCACUCUUCAUAUAUAUAUAUAAAAGGAAAAAAAAAAUGCUUCACAUAUUUUAACA
This is a messenger RNA of Hevea brasiliensis (rubber tree), 2317 nucleotides long. RefSeq names its product protein DETOXIFICATION 54. NCBI's taxonomy places the organism in Eukaryota, Viridiplantae, Streptophyta, Magnoliopsida, Malpighiales, Euphorbiaceae. Gene Ontology annotation, molecular function: xenobiotic transmembrane transporter activity; antiporter activity. Gene Ontology annotation, biological process: xenobiotic detoxification by transmembrane export across the plasma membrane. Gene Ontology annotation, cellular component: membrane. Bases 491 to 2035 code for a protein of 514 amino acids. The record is from RefSeq and is a predicted model, not a curated record. The transcript has 4 exons.